Cuscuta campestris is the source of this 2222-nucleotide messenger RNA. NCBI's taxonomy places the organism in Eukaryota, Viridiplantae, Streptophyta, Magnoliopsida, Solanales, Convolvulaceae. The record is from the annotation of a GenBank genome assembly.
CUUCUCCACCAACGUUGUCUCCAAUAUGUGACGGAAUCAAACCCAUGCAGUGGUUAGCUACGGGUGGAAGACACCAACACACUACCUACCCCGACUAUGGAGGAUGCACUUGGAUUCACAAAAUUUUGCACUGGACCACGUGGGGAAGAUGAGGUGAGUAGUGUAUUUGAAGCCAUGAAUGAAGAUAACGGGAAGUCCAAUGCUGUGAAAGUAAUUGAUGAUGAUCCGGCUGAAGAGUUUCCCAAAGUUGAGAACUCAAUGUCAUUGGAUACACUCAAGUUGUUUGACCUUGAUGAUAUUGAAAAGUUUGAAUACCUAGCUCCCUUGCGGGUAGUCCGCCACAUAUUUGGUUUUGCCUCAACUAUCCUCUGUUACGCUUCAGUUAUCGAGAUUUGUAAUGAUGGAUCACCAGGUGGAGAUCUUCUUUGGUUCAACCCUUCCCCUUUUAUCCAGAAGCACGAGUGGGAACCUCCACCUUGAGGACAAGCUUAUUGAUUUUUGCAUGUGCUUAAGGAGUGGAAGAGUACUAGGUGAAAUUGAAAUAAAAGAUCUACGUUGCAUUUCCCCCUAAAAAGUACUCCAAUUUAUUUAAUUUUCUUCUUCAAGGUUCGGUUUUUCUUGUCAAUGGAUGCCAGUUUCAUUGAGAGUUAGUCGAAGACCCGACCGCAGUAAUCACCAAUCCAAAGUUAUCGGUGUCGAAGUGCAGAUGGGGAGGACCAGUUCCUGGUGAGUGGAAAGCCGUAUCAAGAUUGCCAAAUGAAGAUAUUGUGGAAGAAUGGCCUUAUUCGGCUGCUUCUCGUGGCUGGGAUUAUUUGGAUGUUUCUCAUCUGCACUGUGUUGUUAUUUCAUUUAUGGUCUUGCCAAUCAUCUGCAGCUUUCUUUUCAGCUCUUUGUAACAAAGACAGCAAGUUUUUUGGCAUGCUUAACACAAUGGGACUUGUGACACCACCACACCGUUGUCCGAUUCCCGUGGCAGAUGUCCCAAAUAAUAUAGUUAUUCCGGAAAAGAUAUCCACAGAGCGAUUUGUUCAGAGUCUCUCAUAUGUUGUGGAAAAUGUUACAGUGUAUAGUGGAUCCCGCUCACUUCCUCUAUUUGGAGGAAACCAAACUUGGAAGCAAAGAGAUGAGAGUUUUAAAGUGAAGCCAAGCAUGAAAGUGCAUUGUGGUUUUAUGCCAAAUGGUGGUGCAGAAAUGGCUAAGAAAGAUGUUGAAUACGUGAAGAAGUGUCGCUUUGUGGUUGCUUCUGGCAUUUUUGACGGAUAUGAUACACCUCACCAACCGUCCAACAUAAGUGAACGAUCUCAAAAACUUUUUUGCUUUCUUAUGACAGUGGAUGAAGUGUCCCUUGACUUCAUCAAGAAAAACGCUACAGUCAGAAAGGAUAAUGAUGGCGGAUUGUGGGUGGGUAUUUGGCGUCUAGUUCUACUAAAAAACCCACCAUACGAUGAGCCUAGGAGGAAUGGAAAAGUUCCUAAGAUAUUGACCCAUCGGCUAUUCCCUCAAGCACAAUACAGCAUUUGGAUUGAUGGUAAAAUGGAGCUAAUUGUUGAUCCAUUGCUUAUACUUGAGAGAUACUUAUGGCGUGGCAAGCAUACCUUUGCCAUUGCUCAGCACAAACAUCAUCGGAGUAUAUAUGAGGAAGCUGAUUCAAACAAACGGAGAAAGCGUUAUGCUCGACCACUCAUUGAUCUUCAGAUUAGAAUAUAUCGUUAUGAAGGAAUGGAACCAUGGAGUCCAAAGAAAGGCAUUGUCAGUGAUGUACCUGAAGGGGCUAUUAUAAUACGAGAACACACUGCAUUGAACAACUUGUUUAGUUGCAUAUGGUUCAAUGAGGUUAACCUAUUCACACCAAGAGAUCAGUUGAGCUUCGGUUAUGUGGUCUUCAGACUGGGGGGCAUCUUCAAAGCGUUCAUGUUCCCCAACUGUGAGUACAACUCCAUCUUCAUUUUACACCCUCAUACCCGUGAGCAUUCAUCUAAAGUUGAGUGGGUGAAAUCAUUGGAUGAAUUUAAUAAGAAGGGAGGUUUGAAAGAGAGUAGGGGAGGGUUCGGUUUGUGGACCCCUUACCCCGGGAAUUUGAAAUCGGUUGUAUUACCGCUUGUAACCAGAAAAUCAAAAGCUGGAUGAUCUUAUAAUGAUUUCAUCGCCAUCUUCUGUCUUGUAAUUCUUGAAGAUCAUUUACUUCAUUUUAGAUUUUUCUCUAAUGAAAAAAGGGUUGUGGC